UUGUUUGGGCCUGGCAUUGUUUGGCUCGAAAUAAGGAGAAUCGAGGGGCGCGUGAGCGAUACAGUGGCCCCAAAGAUACAACAUCAGCCGUUUUUUCUCAAAAAGAACUUGAUUACACGACCUUUUAAUCUAAGUUUGGCAUUGCGAACGGCAUAAUUGUUACUACGAGUCAGAGACUACCUUAUCAAACCUUGCAACCAGGUUGGCAUGCGCCUUGUUCUGUCCUCUUGAGUUGCAGGCGUGUUCCGGCCUGUGAGUGGCAACCUUUCGGACUCGGACGCCUAAAGCCCGCCCCCCAAGAGAAACAGCGAUCUUUUUCCUCGGUUAAAAAGGUCUCGUCACGUGCUGGAUCAACUCACGUGACGCCUGCAUACACUUGGUCAAAUUCACCUCUUUUAAUACAACCAUAAUGGACUCUUCUGCAGACCAAUCCGUGAAUGGCACGCAACAUACUCCAAAUCCGUCCUACAGUUUCCUCGAUGGCAUUGAGUCAUAUGCCGGAUCUGAUCCCCUUUCAAAUGGCGAAGAUUACAGUCAAUACUUCGACCCCGCUCUCUUUGAGAACACCACUCUUGGGCAUGGCUUCGCUCAACAGCCUCAACCCGUUUCCCAGAACUUCAAUCAGAAUGUCUCCAGGCAGUCGCACAGCCCGCUGCCUCAGUACAAUGCUGCUCAGCCAAAUUUCUCCCACAGUCAAUAUACCCAGCCUCUUUACGAUACGCGACAAAUCUCUCAAUCUACUUACGAUCCUCGAUUCUUCUCCCCAUCGUCUGCGUCACCAGCACCGUUCGAUGGCGGUUACGGCUAUCAACCUCCGAUGACCUACAACAACCAGAAUUACAGCUCCCAGCAAAUGGACCUCCCUCCAAGACAAACUCCUACCCCUACUGCGAAUUAUCCAGCAAGACAGCAACAACCCUCACCAUACGUUAAUAUCGGACCCCGCCCGUCACAGCUGUCACAGAUGCAGAACGCCGAUAUCAUGCAUUAUGCAGGGUUUCAGGACCAGGCCCAUCAAUCGUCGAGCACCUACGUUGACCCUACCAUGCUGACAGCAAAUCGCAUGGUCAACACAAACAACAACGGCGCCAGUUUUCGGCCUCAUCAGGCAUAUCUGGCACAAAACUACUUCAAGCAAGGGUCGACUGUGGAUCCAAGGUCUCUGCAAGGUGCACAACCUGUGCAGCCUGUGGGUCCAGCACCUUCGUAUCCCGCUUCAAGAGUGGGUUCCGUGGUCGUCCCGAAGCCUGAGAAGACGCAGAAGCCGAAAGAUCCUCAUGCGCCCAGGAAAACGAAGGGCCAGGGGAAGCUCAAGGCCGACGGGCAACCAGGUUCCCAGUCGGAUUCUGAUGAUGAGCUGUCGAUCCAAGAGGAAGAGCCCCCGGAGAUGACCCCAGCCUUGCUAACUGUGUCUGCACCAACUGAUGAGCGUGGAAAGGCACUUUAUAAUGCCGUGCAAGCAGUAUGGUCGCCGCGUAAUAAACCUGCCUCUCCAGAGAAGAUUCGAAGUGGCGUUGUUGGCUUUGCCGACACUGUGCGAGCUUUGAGAGACGCCUGGAAAGCCAAGAAUGAUGUCCUGAGAAAGGCCGAGUUGCCAAACUCGCCCACAGCCGGGGACGCUGUGGCGCUCAAGGAUGAAGUUGCGCGUUACCGUCAAGUCACGGAAAGCGUCAUGGCUCGAUCACUGCUUUACGGGCAUCCUUCUAUCGUCAAAAGACUAGGUGAAAAUCAGUUCACAAUGGCUGCUCUGAACUCCUUCAUGCUCGACAGAGUCAACGCGACAGACUAUGAUAGUGCUCUUGUCAGCGCCAUACUCAAGUUCGUUGUCAAAUUCGAAACACUCGACAGCGAGAUGCUCGAAUUAACAAAGCUGUCGAAAAUAUUACAACGUCUUACGAAGAAGGCAACUACCGAAAUCAAGACUUUGGCCCAAACCGUCUUGGACAAUGCUGUUGCUGCUUCUGCGAAGAAAAAGGCGAGUUCGGCCAACCCAGCAUCACCCAAUUCUGCAGGCAGUCCGGCGGAUGGAGUGCGAAAAGAAGUUGUCACCGGUAUGAAGAGGCCAAGGGAAGGUGAUUCGGCAUCUCAGUCGGUGCCGAAGAAGGUUUCGAAAGUGAUUCAAUCAUCUAAGCCCCUGGCAUUGCAGAAUGCCGAACGUAGAAAGGCAUUGGAAGCCGCACAGGCUGCCAAAGCAGGAGAAAAGCCUGUCGGUCAAACUAUAGGGGCAGGUGCACCAGCAAAGACAAAAGUUGCGGUAGCAGCACCUCCGAAACAGUCGGUUUUCUCGUCGCUAAUGUCGGCUUCGAAGAAGCCUGGGACCUCCCUCGCAGCGCGGGCUGCUGCAGUGCCGAAGGAAAAGGUUCCCACGGCCGCGGCAUCUUCUCCUGUCCCGGUCACCACUGCCCCAUCGGUCAAAAAGGAAAAUGCUCGCAAAGAAUCACCACCACGGAACUCUGGCUCGACCACUGCUCCCAAAUCCAACGCUACAUCGUCCUUCCUUGGCCUACUUGCUGAUAUGGAGAAGAAGCCAGAGAAAGAGCCGAAGAAAGAGGUAGAGGUUCCGAAUGAGACCGAGGAAGAAAGAGAAAAGCGCUUGCGGAAGGAAGCACGUAGAAGACUUCGAGUGACAUGGAAAACCGAUGCAGAACUGGUGGAAACCCGUAUCUUCACUCAUGACCCUGAUGAGGAGAUAGGUGAUGGUGACAGCCUAAGACGUGAUGCUGGCGACACUGGCCGUGAAGGUGAAGCACUCAAACUUCACAAAGAUCAGGCCGAGUUCGAGGAUGACGAUGAGGACGAAGAUUCAUUUGAGGAGAUUGAAUCAUAUACCGCACCUUCGGAAGUGGACUUUAGUGCACUUAGGGAAGAGUCUCCUCUCGUUGAAGGAAAUUCACUCAAAUUCGGAGGUUUAAUGAAACCUGAAAGUCCUGGCAGUGAAGCACAGGAUAAACGUGAGCAAGAGACAGUCAUGGCCACGUAUACGUCGAAGGCAGAUCGUCCCCCAAGUCCGAAGGAGCCAGAUGAUAACGAGGAUGAUGAUUUUGAACCAGCAGAGCCUGCAACUGCUUUUGGUGAGCCAACGGAGAAAACUCGUCAACGCGAAAAGGAGAUUUUGGCACGACAGACCAUCACGAAACCAAUCACCAACAUCAUGCCUCCAGCAAUGGACCUUGCAGCACAGAUUCAAGCCAUGUCCUCUGGACAAGCACCUCAGCAACCAACCGGUCCCAUCUCAGCUGAUCUGCAGCGAGUGUUGAGUGCUUUGGGUCAGCAGAACCAGCCAGCCCCUCAACAGCCUGCGCCUGGCUCGAAUGUGGACUUUUCGGCCUUGCUUCAAUCUGUGCAACAGGUUACUCAACAACUGCAAGGUCAGAGUCAACAGCCACAGUAUCCAGCUUUCUCACAGGCUCCCGCUGUAGCACCGGACCUCAGCGCCCUGUUGGCAUCGAUGCAACAGCCCCAACAGACCCCUGCGGCACUUCCUCUCGGCGCAGGUGGUGAUCCCAACCCCUAUCCCGGUUCCUUGGACGAUACGUCACGCAAACAUGGUCGAACAGAUUCGAACGACUAUGAUCCUGAUCAUGGUCGAAAAGGAGGAUUCAAGAAGAAAAAGGGCGACCAAUCCAAACCAUACAAUUACAAAACUCAGGUAUGCUCUUUUUGGGAACAGGGCAAGUGUCUUAAAGGUGAUGCUUGCACAUAUCGCCACGGCAACGAAGAUGCUUGAGCUCAGGAUACAAAGCAUGUUUCGCUUUGUGCUCAGCAGCUCACAAUGUACAAUUACGACGCAAAGGAUGGCGUCAUCAGUCCAUCAGACGAGUCUACCGGUGACUCUCCUCCCUUCAUGUUUCAUUCUUCAAGUACAACGCAGCGAGCAGGCAUGCAAAGGCGAAUCUCGUGGUGACAAUGGUGUUCCACAUGAUCACUAAGACAGGGUAUUUCGUGGGUUUCGAAAAGGUUGCUUGCGAUGCAGAUUUGGCAUGAAGUCAGUGCCUACCUUACUAUGAUAGUCCUAAUGCGCUCGACAACUGGAGGCAAUUUCUAGUGUCGUGGAUUAAAAGGAUACCACCUGCUUCUACUCUUACAUCAACUAUAUCUGAUCCGUAUCCAAUCUCGGGAAGAUGUUUUCGGACUCUGCUACUAUCUUAAUGUCGUGACAUUAGCAUGAUUUCGCAAUCCAACAAUAUUCGAAUUAUUCGGC
Molecule: messenger RNA, 4201 nt
Organism: Exophiala viscosa
Lineage: Eukaryota; Fungi; Ascomycota; Eurotiomycetes; Chaetothyriales; Herpotrichiellaceae
Exons: 4
Coding region: 410-3727 (1105 amino acids)
Cellular component (GO): chromatin; PTW/PP1 phosphatase complex
Molecular function (GO): metal ion binding; protein phosphatase 1 binding
Source: RefSeq, a predicted model, not a curated record